GGGUAAUCCAAGAAGGUGCAGCAGGUGUAGUACUCAUUGUUACUAUCAUUACAUAUCUUGAAAAAAAUCCUACAGCAAGCAAACAUAAUACUGCAGAAAUCUUUAAUAUAACAACAAAACAACUGCGUGAUUGGAUUAAAAAAAAAAAAGAAUUAAAAAUUGCACCACCUUUUGUUAGACGGCUAAAUACUAGCUCACACCCUAAAUAUCCGCUUUUGGAAAAUGAGCUUAAAACUUGGAUUAGAUCUUUAUGUUCAUCUCAAAAAGUUGUAACUCAAAAUAUGGUCAAAACUAAAGCAAAGCAACUUGCAAAAGCAUCACGUUUUACUUCAAUUUACCCAAAGAUCAAUGAGUGCAAGUGGAACAAUGCAAGCGAUAGUGAAAGCAUUAUAGAUUUGACCCUAAACAAUAAUAAUGAAAAUGAUGGUGGCAGUGAUAGCUUGGGUGAAGAAAACAGAAAUGAUGAUAAUAAUGAAAAUGGCUCAAAUAAAGGUGAUGACUAUAGUAAUGACAAUGAUAAUAGUGAAGAUAGAGAUGGCAGUGGUGAAGAAAACAGAAAUGACGAUAGUGAUAACAAAAAUAGUUCAAAUGAAGGUGGUGACUUAAAUGAUCAAGAAGACCAUGAGGAAGACACAUAUUAUGAAGACAAAGUGAUAGA
Molecule: messenger RNA, 658 nt
Organism: Dentiscutata erythropus
Lineage: Eukaryota; Fungi; Glomeromycota; Glomeromycetes; Diversisporales; Gigasporaceae
Source: the annotation of a GenBank genome assembly